AUGCAGUAUGUUGCCCCUUCUCUGGCAGCUAAGAGGAUAAUGCAGUAUGUUGCCCCUUCUCUGGCAGCUAAGAGGAUAAUGCAAUAUGUUGCCCCUUCUCUGGCAGCUAAGAGAUUAAUGCAGUAUGUUGCCCCUUCCCUGGCAGCUAAUAGGUUAAUGCAGUAUGUUGCCCCUACUCUGGCAGCUAAGAGAUUAAUGCAGUAUGUUGCCCCUUCUCUGGCAGCUAAGAGAUUAAUGCAGUAUGUUGCCCCUUCUCUGGCAGCUAAGAGAUUAAUGCAGUAUGUUGCCCCUUCUCUGGCAGCUAAGAGGAUAAUGCAAUAUGUUGCCCCUUCUCUGGCAGCUAAGAGGAUAAUGCAAUAUGUUGCCCCUUCUCUGGCAGCUAAGAGGAUAAUGCAGUAUGUUGCCCCUUUUUCUGACCGUUAA
Messenger RNA from Bombina bombina (fire-bellied toad), 423 nucleotides. Its product is annotated as cuticle protein 16.5-like. The record is from RefSeq and is a predicted model, not a curated record. Bases 1 to 423 code for a protein of 140 amino acids. Lineage: Eukaryota; Metazoa; Chordata; Amphibia; Anura; Bombinatoridae. The transcript has a single exon.